AUGGUUGUUAAGAAUCUGCAGUUCACCCAAAAAGACGAUGGGAAUCUUGGCUAUUCAACUCUUAAAAUGGCUAAUCCACCAAUGAGGAAUAUUAUGAAAUUCUACUUUUUUAACAUAACAAAUCCAGACGAAAUGGUGUACGAAGGUGCUCAACCACGUCUUUGUGAAACUAAAGCUUAUGCAGUAAUUCAAUCAGAGCAGAAAAGGAACAUGACGUUUAGCAAGGAUGGCGAACAAGUGUACUAUGAGAAUUAUAAAAAGUACAUAAUCGAUGAGGAGCACACAUGUCCAGAGUGUUCAUGGGAUGAUAUUGUAACCUUUCCAAAUCCAACUGGAAUAGGUGCUGCUGCAAACAUAUACGAUCCACGCUUCAAUAUCACCCCUAUAGCACAAAAGAUUUUGGGAUUUGGAUUGUUGCUCGUUGGAGAGUAUCCCUUCGUGUAGGU
This is a messenger RNA of Strongylus vulgaris, 446 nucleotides long. Lineage: Eukaryota; Metazoa; Nematoda; Chromadorea; Rhabditida; Strongylidae. The record is from the annotation of a GenBank genome assembly.